Messenger RNA from Prinia subflava (tawny-flanked prinia), 4584 nucleotides. RefSeq names its product ring finger protein 182 (gene RNF182). Gene Ontology annotation, biological process: protein ubiquitination. The coding region runs from base 1631 to 2368 and encodes 245 amino acids. Gene Ontology annotation, molecular function: ubiquitin-protein transferase activity. The record is from RefSeq and is a predicted model, not a curated record. NCBI's taxonomy places the organism in Eukaryota, Metazoa, Chordata, Aves, Passeriformes, Cisticolidae. Gene Ontology annotation, cellular component: cytoplasm. The transcript has 2 exons.
GAUAUUGUUAAUAGGAAAUGGCGUCUGAUGAUUUUGAAUAUGUACAGGCAAAGGAUGUAAAAAGUACCCUAUGAGCCUGUGUCGAACAUGGAAUUAAGUGAACCCUGUUACAUUAAAAUCUCCCUGCUUACUUAACAGGAUGGGGAGGAGGAAUAAUAACAAAGACUGUUUAUUUUCUUUUUUUUUUUUUUUUUUUUUUAGUAUGAGAUGGCAUAUUAAUAUUACAUGACCUCAUACUAAAUAAUUAGAGACCCAUGAAUUCCAUUUCAAGCACGAAAAACUAUAAUUUUCUGUGUCUGGCAUUUUUGUGCAGCAUUGUAGAGGAUUGAGAGAGAUCAAGCAAAGACUCUAAAUAUUGUAACAAUAACUUCAGAUAAGAAUGCUUCUCUUUUCUAUUAGUCUCAGCAGUCAAUAAUACACAACUUUUUGCUGUAUAUAUUGAGGGGUUACUCUUUCACACAUAGUUAUUGGAGGCAUAACCUCAUCACCUAUGCUGUUGAAAACUAAGCUUUUGUGAAAAGAAUGGAGGCAUUUUUCAUAGGAGUUUACACAGCUGACCAUAAGCCGAGCAUGGAUCAGUACAUCACAUUCUGUAACUCCUGUGCAAAGUCUCUCAUUGAUUGGAGUUGACAGGGAAAUGCCCAUUGUUAAAACCCAUCCACUGUUAGCAGAAAUGUGGCAUGAAACAGGUUGAACAUGUGAUAGCUGCUGGCACUUUGGACGUUUUCUAUUCAAAUGUCAGAUUAGUAAAGCACUUUGGGGUGGGGUGUUUUUUUGCACUGUGCUUAGCACAAGCUGGAAAAGUCUAGUGCGAUGGUCAUUUCCUGCUGAGUCAGAAUGCAGCAAAGCUCCUCCAACAUGAAUGCAGCGGCCCACAGGAGAUGGAGAAGAGACUGCACUGUGUUUGGAAAUGUCUAAAUGAUCAAAGAGCUUCUCUGACAUUUGUGAAGGAAAGUAUUUCAGUAUGUCUUUACAACUCUUCUUUCAGAGCACAGUUCAUCUCUUCGGAUGCUCUGCCUUUAGGCUGGUUUUUUUUAGUGAAUUGCUAACAUUUGUGACUAUGUGGUUGCUAGAAGAGCUAGCACUUCAGAGUGUAUAGCACAUAAUAUUGAAAGAGGCUUGAAAUCAACAACAGAUCUGUAAAGAUAACUGGAUUAUGUUACAGAAAUAAUUUUAGUAAAUGAGAUUUACCCAAUAUAUUUCUCUAAACAGAAAUCUCAACAUAUGGCUAUUUCUAUCCAAACUAGAGAAGUUGGACUCCUUCCUCUCUUUCAGAGAAAAUAGACUGAAAAGUCUCCCAGCUGUAUUCCUGCUCUACUAAUUUUGUUUCCCUCUCUACCAGUUUUUGCCCAUGUGGAGAAGAAAAGGCAUUUCUUGUGUUCCCUGCAAGUAAACCUUUGCAAGAAGUUCUUUUUAAUGAAAAAUGGAUGCCUGGCUCAGAGUAAAGGACAUACAGUGCACAAUCCCUAGCAGAAGCUGAAAAUGGAUGAUGUCUACUGAUGCUUUUCGAUGAUGUCACCUCCUCUUUUUCUGUUUGAGAUGGGUGAUAGGAAAAUGUUCUAAAAUAAGACUCAGUGACCUUUUCAUCCCUUGACUUCUCUUUCCACAAGUCUAAAAACCAUCUGAAGAAAUGACCACCCAGCUACCAGAGGAGUCUGUGGAGACCCAGAGCUCAGAUGAGCUUGAGUGCAAGAUCUGUUACAACCGCUAUAACCUGCGACAGAGGAAACCAAAAGUGCUGGAGUGCUGUCACAGAGUGUGUGCCAAAUGCCUUUGCAAGAUCAUAGACUUUGGCGAUUCCCCGCAAGGAGUCAUCGUGUGCCCGUUCUGCAGGUUUGAAACGUGCCUGCCAGACGAUGAGGUUAGUAGUCUUCCUGAUGACAACAACAUCCUCCUGAAUUUAGCUUGUGGGGGAAAGGGAAAGAAGUGCCUACCAGAUAACCCAACAGAACUGUUGCUGACUCCCAAAAGGCUGGCGUCUCUGGUUAGCCCUUCUCACACCUCUUCUAAUUGCCUGGUUAUAACAAUCAUGGAAGUACAAAGAGAAAGUCCCCAGACUCUGAACUCAACCCCUGUGGUGGAAUUUUACAGGCCUACAAGUUUUGACUCUGUUGCAACUGUGUCCCACAACUGGACAGUGUGGAACUGCACAUCUUUACUCUUCCAGACCUCGAUUCGGGUGCUAGUGUGGUUGCUAGGGUUGCUGUACUUCAGCUCCUUGCCUUUAGGGAUUUAUUUACUGGUAUCCAAGAAAGUCACCCUUGGGGUUGUCUUUGUAAGCCUUGUUCCUUCGAGCCUUGUUAUUCUCAUGAUUUAUGGCUUUUGCCAGUGUGUUUGCCAUGAAGUUUUAGACUGCAUGUCAUCUUGAUAACAAAUGCAGUAAAAUAAGGUGUGUUGCCGGAUGUGUAGCAUAGUUGAUUUAUCCUGGUUUUGUAUUCUUUGUAUUCUUAUUUAUUUUUAUUGUCCAUCACACUAAAUGGAAGCAGUGGCCCUAGUUACAUGGUCCCUUUUUUACCAACUGAAUUUGACCCCCCUCACCCCCAGCUUUUUUUGAGCUAAGAAUUGGAAAUAAAAACUCCAUGUUGAUUUUGAAGGGCUGAAUUUUAGAAAGGGAUAAAGCAAAAUCACCAAACUUGGUGCCUGCUGCUGCUGCCCCUGUUCAGAUGAGUAGGACUUUGCUUUGUAUUGGCUUGAUCAAGUCAGUUCAGGCUGUAAGAUUCACCCAAGAAGUAAUUACUGUAGCAGACACCUUCCAGAUGAAAGUACUGCAUCUCUUCACCCAAAGCAUCUCAUGCUCUGAAAUAUCUGUUAUUUAUAAUCCGUCAUCAUUUAUGAUGAGGAAAUUAAGUCACUCUAUUAGUUAACAUUGUAAGAAGAAUAAAAUAAACUACCAACAUUUAGUUCUUGUUGUAGCAAAAAUACUUGUGGGAGGCCAACAUUUUUUUUAAUGUUAAAAAUUUGUCUCCAGAACACUUUCUCCAAAAAGAAGCCCAUUUUUUCUUGUCACACAGUUACAGCUCACUGUGAAAUAUUCUUGCUAAUGAGUACUUCUGGGGACCCAGUCACGUGUUUGCUGUUCUCCAGGUGCACUUAUUUCAGUGUACACACCUUAAGCUUCCCUCUGAAGGUUCAGUGUUCUGUAGAUUUCUCUAGCUAUGUCCUGUUAUGUCUCCACUCCCUCACAGCAUUUCCACCACCACUAGUGACAUUUCCAAGCUACCAGUCCUUCCUAAUGGAUGACCAACCUCAUGCACAUGUACUCUGUGGUAGUGUGCUGGAGAAUUUGGCUUAUGUGACUUUAGCUCUCAAGAUAGAUUUUAUUCCCAACCAUUAGGAAACAGAUCUUCAAUAACUAAUACAAAUUCAAGAAAAAAAAAUCUGAAAUGGUUAACUGGGGUUUUGUUUCGUUGGGUUUUUGAGAUUGGGGUUUUGUUUGUUUGUUUUUGUUCUGAGUUCACAGAAUGGGCAUUGUAAGGAGAUACUGUGACUUUGAGAAGGUUUCUGUUUAAGGUAUAGUCCUUCAAAAUGUUUAAUACUCUGAACUCCCCCCUGUCACCACUGUGAGUUGAUGGCAAUCUAGAUGUGGUAAUUAGCAUGUCUCCAUUAGUGGAGCUCAGAGGAAUUGCUGAUACUUUACCAUUCCACAAAUAGAACCAGGCCCUGUAAGGCUUGCUUGUAUGUUGCAUGGUUUAGGCUACAUUUUGAGCUACUGGAAGAACACAAAAAUAAGUAAUAUUUAAUGUUUAUAUGUAUAGCUAGGUCUAGAAACACCACAGCUGCAAACCGGUUUUUCUUGUGCACAGCAGAGUGGAGUUGAGCAGUGCAAGCCUGGGUUUGGGUCUGGCACAAGAUUUAGUCAUUUCAGGGCAGUGUAAAAGGGAGAGGGGUUUGUUGCAUGAAAUUUGAAUGUAUGGCCUGACAAUAUACUUUAGAAUAAACAGACUUUGGUAAGAAUGAAAAAAUGACAGUGGGAAAAGCAGAGCCUAUCAAGAGUAUUUGAAGUUAAGCUGGUUCAAUUUUUGUGGAUGGCACAGGUGGUAUCUUCAGUUUUAUUGCUAUUGCAAACAGAGAAAGUGUGGAAAUGUAAAGGUCCUGCUUUUCUUGACACUCAUUUUAUAGUAGUGCAUAUAUAUGUGUGUGUAUGUAUAUAUAGACACAUAUGUAAGAGGAAAACUUACAGUGACAUUCUAGUUUUCAAGUGUAUGGAGUUAUGGAGCUGUGUAUUUAAUGAUUAAAGGAAAUAUUUCAGACUUUUCUGUAAUGACAAUAAUUAUACCUAAAAUAUUUUCAGAAUUCCUAGAAAAUACUAUUCCUAAGUAAUUGUUUUUAAUGUUUGUGAAAAAGCACAUGUAGUUAGAAGAGGAAUCAUCUCUAGUGAAGGUUUGACUCAUCUAUGAACUCAUAAAUUUUAAGUAUCCAUCAAUAAUCAUGUCAAAAAGAAAGAAAAACAGAAACCUGCGUGGUUUUAAAGAACUUCAUAACUUUUGGAAAGAUGUAUUUGUAGUGUUAGGGGUUUAUAUGUUUUAGCAUUUGUUCAAUUUGUCUGAAUAUAGUGUGUCUAAUAAAGGGCUGACUAACACAGGA